CGUCGGGCAGACAGUAGGACGGCGACGCCACUGUGAGUCGGUGACCAAGGCGCGAAGAGCGCGCUCGCCGCACUGUGACAUGUAGCGCGGCCACCGCGCCGCAGCCUCGCGUAAACACCGCCGGUGGCGGCGCGCCGCUGCGCCUGCCGUCCGGCCCGACGCCCGCGCCUAAAAACCAAUCGCAUAAAACCCAGUGCCGUUUUCACUGUUACACCUGAAGCGAGCCCUUCAACCCGUCUGUAUCGACGACCAUCGUCGGAUGGAACCCGGAGUGCGGCGAUUCGCAUCAAGCGGCGGGAGCUAGCUCAGACAUGGGAAGUGAGCACUAUUGCCUGAGGUGGAACAAUCAUCAGAGCAACCUGCUGGGAGUUUUCAGCCAGUUGCUGCAAGACGAGAGCUUGGUCGACGUCACACUCGCGUGCUCCGAGGGUGCCUCAAUACGGGCUCAUAAGGUAGUACUUUCUGCGUGUUCGUCAUACUUCCGAUCGCUGUUCGUGGACCACCCUUCGCGCCACCCCAUAGUGAUCCUGAAGGACGUAGGCUUGGAGGAGCUCCGAACACUAGUCGACUUCAUGUAUAAGGGCGAGGUCAACGUCCAAUAUUGCCAGCUUCCCGCUCUCCUUAAGACUGCUGAGAGCCUUCAGGUGAAAGGAUUAGCUGAGAUGACUACAUUAAGUGCGGCAGGCGUUGACACAAGGAAUGUUUCUGAACCGAUGGAGGAGUGUCAAGCCCAAAACUCAAGUGAAUCCGCAGAACCUAUAGACAGAAUACACGAGAGAGAAUCUCGAGAUAAGGAAGAGAGGCAUGACAUUAAAGAGAACAGAGAAAGGGAGAACAAAGACAUAAGAGAAAACAUCAGAGAUGCGCGCGAUUCAAGGGAUAUACGGGAAUCGAGGGAUAGGGACCGUGAAUUAAGAGAACCGCGCGAAUUAAUACGAGAAAGAGAACCCCGCGAACUUAGGGAUGCGCGAGACCAUAGAGAAUUGCGAGACACCAGGGAGCCUAGGGACCUGAGGGAUCUCAGAGAUCUACGUGACACCCGGGAGGUACCUGAAACUUCGCCGCCGAGAAUAUCACCUUUGCUUUCAGUGCGAAGGUUUCGGCCAGAACCGUCGAUAGAGACUUCUACUCCAACGCAUCCUCCUAUACCAAAAGAUGAACCACCUGAUGAACCUAUGCGGCCUCUGUCGCCUGAAGACGACACAGUGUCCAUUAGAUCUAAUGGUGCUAAUGAUAAUAUUGGCAUCAAUAUGACGAUAAAUAGCCACAGCGGCCUCGGGUCGCGGUAUUCUCCAGUGGAACAAAGACUGAGUGUGCUGAACGCAUUGCCACAUCCAGGGUUGCCGAUUCACUCGCAUCCCUCUUUGCCGAGUCCCAGAAACGAACCAAUUGCAGGACCGUCUGGAUUACCUCCAGUUCAACAAGUACCAUUGUCAUUAAAGAAAGAAACAGACUGGGACAGAAACAAUGAAGAUAAGGGUGGCGGAGAAUCAUCUUCAGAAUAUCGACUGCAACAUGAAUCGGAGUAUGAAGGGCCCGGUAGGGGGAGAAUUGACGAGGGAGAGAGGGCUUACCCGUGCAUACAUUGCGGCGCGGCGUUCCCACACCAGAGCAAACUGACCCGGCAUAUAUUGACGACGCACACGCUCGAUACGUUGAAAUAUCGAGACGCUAUUAUGGGCCGGCCUCUCGGCUUACCGAUGAUAGGACAGUUUAGUGAACCCACUUAUUUGAGCAUGCCCACGGAGGAGUCGCCGAUCGACCUGGACAUCGGCCCGGUGGAACCUGGAAACGUUGUGUUGUGCAAAUUCUGUGGGAAGAGUUUUCCGGACGUGUCAUCGCUCAUAGCGCAUCUCCCGGUGCACACCGGCGAUCGACCGUUCAAAUGUGAAUUUUGUGGCAAGGCGUUUAAAUUAAGGCAUCAUAUGAAGGAUCACUGUCGAGUUCACACAGGAGAACGCCCGUUCCGGUGCGUUCUUUGCGGCAAAACGUUUUCGCGGUCUACGAUACUGAAGGCGCACGAAAAGACUCACUAUCCGAAGUACGCGAGGAAGUUCUUAUCGCCGAGCCCGGUAGACACGGAAGAGGAGAGUCCACAUCAAGUAGUACUUUCUGCGUGUUCGUCUUACUUCCGAUCGCUGUUCGUGGACCACCCUUCGCGCCACCCCAUAGUGAUCCUGAAGGACGUAGGCUUGGAGGAGCUCCGAACACUAGUCGACUUCAUGUAUAAGGGCGAGGUCAACGUCCAAUAUUGCCAGCUUCCCGCUCUCCUUAAGACUGCUGAGAGCCUUCAGGUGAAAGGAUUAGCUGAGAUGACUACAUUAAGUGCGGCAGGCGUUGACACAAGGAAUGUUUCUGAACCGAUGGAGGAGUGUCAAGCCCAAAACUCAAGUGAAUCCGCAGAACCUAUAGACAGAAUACACGAGAGAGAAUCUCGAGAUAAGGAAGAGAGGCAUGACAUUAAAGAGAACAGAGAAAGGGAGAACAAAGACAUAAGAGAAAACAUCAGAGAUGCGCGCGAUUCAAGGGAUAUACGGGAAUCGAGGGAUAGGGACCGUGAAUUAAGAGAACCGCGCGAAUUAAUACGAGAAAGAGAACCCCGCGAACUUAGGGAUGCGCGAGACCAUAGAGAAUUGCGAGACACCAGGGAGCCUAGGGACCUGAGGGAUCUCAGAGAUCUACGUGACACCCGGGAGGUACCUGAAACUUCGCCGCCGAGAAUAUCACCUUUGCUUUCAGUGCGAAGGUUUCGGCCAGAACCGUCGAUAGAGACUUCUACUCCAACGCAUCCUCCUAUACCAAAAGAUGAACCACCUGAUGAACCUAUGCGGCCUCUGUCGCCUGAAGACGACACAGUGUCCAUUAGAUCUAAUGGUGCUAAUGAUAAUAUUGGCAUCAAUAUGACGAUAAAUAGUCACAGCGGCCUCGGGUCGCGGUAUUCUCCAGUGGAACAAAGACUGAGUGUGCUGAACGCAUUGCCACAUCCAGGGUUGCCGAUUCACUCGCAUCCCUCUUUGCCGAGUCCCAGAAACGAGCCUAUUGCAGGACCGUCUGGAUUACCUCCAGUUCAACAAGUACCUUUGUCAUUAAAGAAAGAAACAGACUGGGACAGAAACAAUGAAGAUAAGGGUGGCGGAGAGUCAUCUUCAGAAUAUCGACUGCAACAUGAAUCGGAGUAUGAAGGGCCCGGUAGGGGGAGAAUUGACGAGGGAGAGAGGGCUUACCCGUGCAUACAUUGCGGCGCGGCGUUCCCACACCAGAGCAAACUGACCCGGCAUAUAUUGACGACGCACACGCUCGAUACGUUGAAAUAUCGAGACGCUAUUAUGGGCCGGCCUCUCGGCUUACCGAUGAUAGGACAGUUUAGUGAACCCACUUAUUUGAGCAUGCCCACGGAGGAGUCGCCGAUCGACCUGGACAUCGGCCCGGUGGAACCUGGAAACGUUGUGUUGUGCAAAUUCUGUGGGAAGAGUUUUCCGGACGUGUCAUCGCUCAUAGCGCAUCUCCCGGUGCACACCGGCGAUCGACCGUUCAAAUGUGAAUUUUGUGGCAAGGCGUUUAAAUUAAGGCAUCAUAUGAAGGAUCACUGUCGAGUUCACACAGGAGAACGCCCGUUCCGGUGCGUUCUUUGCGGCAAAACGUUUUCGCGGUCUACGAUACUGAAGGCGCACGAAAAGACUCACUAUCCGAAGUACGCGAGGAAGUUCUUAUCGCCGAGCCCGGUAGACACGGAAGAGGAGAGUCCACAUCAAAUGUGUCUAGAUAUGUCAUGCGGGUCGUCGAGCAUCCCUAGUCCCAUUCCACCCCGGAGCCCGACUGCGCUGCCGCUGUGGUCGCCGCUACUGGCUCUACAAGCGUGCCGAAUACGCAGAUAUCUCAGUGACGAUUGCAUGACCUACCAAAACCGACACUUGCUGCACUCCGAGAGACGCAGGUGCGGAGUGUGCCUCGCUUCAUUCCCAUCUACAUGGCUACUCGAACGUCAUGCGGCGCUUCAGCACGCUUCUCAAUCGGCGUGCGAAGAUAAGCCGUUCGUUUGUGAACAAUGUGGACAGAGUUACAGGUAUCGAUCCGCCUACGUUAAGCAUCGAGAACAAAACCAUAGGGCGCGACUUCCCGCCGACAAGCUGUUUACAUGCGACGUGUGCGGUAUGCAAUUCCGCUAUUUGAAAUCUUUCAAGAAACAUCGUCUCAACCAUACUCUGGAAAGACUGCACACGAAGAACACUGAUCCUCCCGAAGGGAUGGAACCGGUCUCUAGUACAAACGAAGUCUUAAUAGGCCAAUGUGGUGAAAUGGAUCUCUCUCUCAAAAAGAGGAACAGAGGUGAAGCGACUAGAUCUCCACCCAUUGAAAUUAUUGGCGAUGCAGAACAAGACAGCACGGUGGAUUCCAACGGACCAACCGAUUCGAUCGUAACAGUGGACGAUUCGACCGACUGUAGAAAUUCCAGUGCUGAGAGUGAAACUCGACGGGAGGAAGACGCCGUGCCCGGGGAAAGAAAACGGGUCCCCGUGUCAUUCGCCAGCGUUAGCUCCAUCGCUGACAGCUCCGAAAGCGAGUCGAGGGGUGACAGUUCCAAACAUGAUACUUCCAGUUCACAUUCCGGAAUACUCGGCUUCUUGCAAAACGACGACAAGCAAAGAGACAGAGAGAGGCGAUUCGCGUGCCCAUUCUGCGGGAAGUGCGUCAGGUCGAAGGAGAAUCUGAAGUUGCACGUUCGGAAGCACACCGGCGAACGCCCGUUCGUGUGCUUGUUUUGCGGGCGGGCGUUCGGGGGUAAGAGCGACUUGACGCGGCACCUGCGCAUCCACACGGGCGAGCGGCCCUACCACUGCGAGGCGUGCGGCAAGUGCUUCGCGCGGGCCGACUACCUGUCGAAGCAUCUCACUACGCACGUUCACAAUGCACGUUGAUUGACCGCGCCGUCCUUUUUUAAUCUUUUCAUACCUCUAUAGUUAACGACCGAGUCAUAUUAUAACAGGAAAUCGGAAUAUUUUUUAAAAUGUUUUUAACCUUCAUAAGAAUAUAUCUAAGCAGGUCUAAUUAGAUUUUACACUGUUUUUGGUUCGGAGUUGUAUUUAUAGUUUAAUAGAUAAUUUUCGAUAUUUAUUCUAUACAUUAUAAUAAAAGGGAUGAUAUUUAUGAUAAUUGCUAAGAAACUAAAUAUUUUAUAUUUUUUGUUAACGUCACACUACACCAUUGGAAUGCAAUAAUAUGGCUAUUAUUUAAAAGACAUUUUCUCUCUCUUUGAAAAUGUAUAUUUUUUUGUUUAGAAGAGUCUCACAGUCGAAAUUGAAAUAACAUUUUAUGUAAAUGAGUAUCUAAAGAGCAAUCUUUAAAUUGUGAUGAAUUAAAUCUUGUCUUGGGGUCUAAAAGUCAUGUUUUUAACAAUAUUUGGAUUCUACGUUUAUGCCAUAUUAUAUUGAAUUAUAUGACUAGGAUAUAAAAUUCAUUCCAUUGAGGGAAGGUAGUAAAAAUGUAGUCGUGACGAAUAGGUAAGUAGAAGAAUGCAAAAGCUGUGAUUCAUAUGAUUAAGACCAGUCAACAAGUUUAAGAACAUCGAAAAAUGUUUAAUGUAAGUAAAUUAAUAAUAACGUUUUCAUAUUAAUUAUAAUUCAUUAUAGAAUAGAAAUCUCUCUGUGCCAAAAUAUGUACCUCAUAAAAGUAAACGAUCAAGUAGAUAAAAUAAUUACCUAUUUAUUGCUUAAACAUGUGGUUAUAUUCUUUUUACAGUCAAUAUACAGUUAGGUUUUACGUGGCUUUCCGGUUUCUAUAUUUUAGCUUCGAUCUUGGUUUGGUUUUAUUUUUAAGUUAACGUUAUGCCUAAUUACACUUAAAUAAGUAUUUAUAACACACAAAUGAGACAGUCGAUGAUAUAAUCGACUACUCUUGCCACGUACCUAAUGUAACAAAAAGGUGUCAUAUAUUUCUUUCCGUGUAAAAAAAUACUUGCCCGCAAACGUUAAAUUAAAUCUACCUAUACAUAAUAUUUUAAGGUUAAAUACUUACUGCCAAUAUUGUGAUAUUCUUUAUACAUAUGUACACUGCAAGUUGUUUCCGUGGGUUUAUAUUUUUAUAAUAUCAUUGGGAAUUAUUAUUUGGCUAAUGGAUUUCAAACAAUCAUUUAAAAUCUGUCAAUUCAUAAUUAGAAUUUAGGGACAUUAUAAAUCGUUAUUUUUACUGGGCUGGUGCGUCUAAUCUAAAAUAAUGUCAUGAAUAUUAACAGACCAAUAACGGACUUCGUAAUCAAAAAAUUAAUUUCACCAAUUGGAAUAAGGACUCUUAAGACAAUCGCGUCACAAAAUAUUGGUACAUUGGUAUGUAACAAAGCCGACGAACCUGUAAUUAAUUAUUUCGAUGGAAAGUUUUCUUCAUUAGUAUUGAAGUUGACUGAAAUUUACACAUAAUUCAAACAGGUGUCAAGUUCAACUACAAGGCUAUUUAACAGGACAAUGAUGCUAAUAUUUCUUUGAUAUAGCAUUUCAUAUUAAAGAGCUGUUAAACACGCAGGUUAAACGUAAUCAAAUCGACCAUAUAUUUUUCUCAAUGAAAGCAUCACUUAAUCACGCAUUGUUUGCCGUUCUUCGACUUACAAGGCCAACUUAGUAUAAAUACUGUCAAUUACAUGUUUAUUAUUAUAGAGAGAGAACUAUGUUACUUAUAAUAGAACUUACAAUAUUAUGCGGGCUAGUAUUUUUCAAAAUAUUAUAAUUUGUGGAGAGUUCGGAAGCACCUUUACGUCAACCUCAUUAAAGGCCUUGAAUUAAAUGAUUGUUCAAUAAAUAUGUUAGGUUAGUUUAGUUAGUACUGAAAUGUUUCGAUGUUAUGUUGUAACAUUUUGGUUUUUAAUAAAGAAUUGAGAACAAUAUUGUUAACUGAAAUACCGAUAUCAAAUUUGCCAGAGGGAUAUAAUAUUAAGUAAUUAGGUAGUCGAAAAUAUGGUGUAAACGAAAAGCAAUACUCUGAAUUAUUAUUUUUAUGAUGGAAAUACUCGACGGAAUAUUUGUGUGGACUUUGGGAAUAAUUAAAUUUACAUCGGGCAGUCAACGUUAUGAGUAUUUUUCGGUACAUUAGUAGUAAAAUUACCCCUUGAAACGAUGUCAUCGAACGACGAAAUUAGAAACAUAUAAGAAAUAAAUUGUGUAUAUUCUGUAGCUAUUUGUUCCAUUUCAUAUUAAAAUUAUUAAAGUAAGUAUUCAAAAUUGAUGUUGACUGUUUUUAUAAUUAUAUCAGUGGUAGUUACUUGAUGUUGUGGUGUAAAUUAGUGUCUUAUAAUAUUGUCGGUCAAAAAUUACUCAAAGCUGUACAUCAUUGGAUCAUUGAUUGGCUUGAUGAAGUGGAGGUUUAAGGUAAAAUAUACCUUGUAGUCAUCUUAAAAUUGUGCCACAGAUGCAAUGUGGUUUGAAUAAUUGCCCAGUCGUUUUUAGAGUUACCAAAUGCUAUGUACGUCUUCUAUAUGCUGUGUUUAAGAUGGAAUUACCACAUUAUUGGUAGGUAGGUAUUAUGGUGAACCAAUAUUAAACAUCAUAGCGGUCGCUUAUUGGAGUUAGAAGGAAGAUGUACGUAGUUUAAUAAAGGGGUUUAUUAUAUUGUCCUUUGAGUGGUUUUUGGCCUUUACGUAGUAUUUAAUCGGUGUGGUCUUCUUUAUAUAAAUUUAUUCAUGUAUCUACUUUACGUAACUAUGAUGUUUUAUUUUAUAAUCGGAUUCUAAAGAAUAUUGAGCACGGCAAGUUUUGUAAAUAAGUGCUACCAGGUCAAAUGUGAUAAAUUAGGAUAUAAGAGAUGUAUAAUAAUGGAUUUAUAAGUCCUUGUGUUUCACGGCGAUGUGAAUAUCGUGACAAUGAAAUCGUGAAAUGUGAUCGACGUGCUUUUACGCAAUGAAAUUCCCAUUCGAUUAAUUUCCUUGCUACGAUGAAAAUGGUUCGUGAAAUACAGGGCAUAUAUUUCUUUUUUAAUAUUAUUAUUAUAAUGUAAAUUACAUUGUCAUUAAAUCUCAAUUUGAUUUCAUCAUCUCUGAUGAGGAAGUAUCGUGACCACUUUUCACAUUUUUAUUGCUACACUGUUUACUGUAAUCUAUUGGGCAUUAUGUUUUAAUUAGUAAAUAUCCUAUUUAUUCGACAUUGUAAUUGUAAAAGUGCGGUUUGAUUUGUCACUUUGUAUUUUUUUUAUUGGUAUAGAAAUUCGCUGAUUAGCAAAGGGGUCAUUCUCAUUGAUUGUAUAUUUUUUUUAAUGUUGCCAGUAAGAAUAUAGUCUUAUUAUGACAGUUGAUGGAGUACACGCAUGCGUGAUAACGUUUGGAAGUAAUUAUUUAUUAGUUUAUUUCGUAAAUUUUUUAAGUGUUCAAUUAAAUCACACGAUGACAUGAAAAAUUUCAAUAAGCGCACAGAUUUUAAUCACGUCUCCGUCCGGUACAGAUUUUUCAAUUUUGAACCCAUUCAAUUACUUCUUGUAGAUUUUUUUAAAAUUCAUGCAUUAGUGGACUAAAGUUUUUGCAAUUACUGUUUUCACGUGUUUCGUAAUUUUUGGGUAGAAAUAUUUGAAAAAAAGUUUUAUGCGAGAUAUUGAUUUAAAAACGACUCUCUUUAAAUUCUCAGUGACAAUUCUAUUAUCCUUGUAUUGUGGAAAGUUUGAUACAUUUUAAUUUCUGAACGACAAAAUGUGUAUGAGAUACGAAGUGUACACUAUCCUACCAGUACCACAUUAUAUUGUAAGAAUGUUUUAAAGGAAAGCAAAGGUUUUGACAAUUGUUAUUAUUGUGAUAUUACUAUAAGUUGAGACCGUUAAUUAGAAACUGAAGUCUCCGCAAAGAUAGACAACAACGAUUGAAUCUAGACUGAUUUUCGGGUAGAGGUGUAGGCCAGAACGAUCACAGGUAAUAAUUAAUAUAAUUACAUAAUGAUUGAUUUAUUUAAAAGCCAAAACACAGUCUCAAUAGUCUUUUACAUAAAUCGCUAAGAGAGUUUUUUUAAUUUUAAACGUAACUUAUAUCUACAGAAAGUUUUAUAUACCGAUCUUAAAUUAUUUUUCAGAUGUAUUGAUUUUUAUACUUGUCCAUAUUAUACAACGUGAAUAGUGGUAAGUGUAGUUACGUAGAUGGGUCUAUUAACCGCGUGGUGCUACAAUGUGUAAAGAUAUGUGAUAGAUAUUGUUCUUCAGAGACAUUUUAUUUAUCGAAGCUUCCAUAGAUAAUUGUGACACACCUAACAUAAUAAUGACGUCAGCAAUAAUUUCGUUUAGGUAAAUAUUGUGUGUUUAAGACUACUUUUAUUUUGAAACGUGUACAAUGUUCAGUGCAAUGCGGUGUAUGUCAAUCGUUUCGUUACUUCAGAAGGUUUAGUUUAAGAAAACAUUGACCGAACACUUUCGUCUGAGCAACAAAAUCAUAUACACAGUCUGGCUUUGUAAUUUUCUGUGUAAUUAUCGGUGUCGAUAUAAAUUUGUAUAUGUAACAAUGGAGACUUUGCUAGGUAGUAAAUAUUUAUUUGGAUUUAAAUCCGUUUCGAUGGCUCAUUGUAUUUAUUAUUUGUUAACUUGUUUUACGGCUUUAUAGGAAAGGGAUGUAAGUAGCCACGUUAUCCAAUAAAAAUAAUGAUUAUUAAUAUUUAAAACCAUUGUACAAUUUUCUUAAAAGAAAGCAUAUUUUCAUGUGAAGUUAGUGAUAAUCUCUUCAGUCCUCCAAGGUACUAUAAGAGUUUGUUGACAAGGUUCGUUUUAAUAAUCAUUUUUAUACGAAAGUCCACCUCGAUGCUGAUGAAUAAUUUGUAAUCAUAUAGUUUUAUGUUUGUUAGUUUUCAAUUUAAUUUUUAUCCUUAUAUUUUUAACUACCUAAUAUAUUUUUGUCUACGAUUUCGUUAUUAAUUUUUUUCUUAGUUUCUCGCCAAAAAAUGCAUUUGUGUUUACAGUUUUUUUUUUAUUUUAUCAAAUUGAGUUCUGUCGGUAAUGGGUGAACUUUCACUAUUUUAACCAACUUAUAUAAACACAUUGUUACAUUAUAUGAUAUAUUUUUUUUACUGGUAUAUUUCAGAUAAUUAUUACUGUUAACCAAAUAAGCCCGUUUUAUAGUUUUAACGUGAAGUUAUUAACUUUUUAUAUAGGUAUUUUAAAGAUUUUUAUGUUAAGUAUGUGAAUCCAUCUAUACAAUGAAACAGUCCAUUAAUAAAAUCUCUUGUCCAUUGUCCAAAUAACGUAGGCAUAGUUUCAAAUUUUGUAUGUGUUUAAUACACACCUAAAUUAAUAUUGCUAAUGUGUAACUUAAUUUAAAUAUUGAUGUGCAAAAUUAUAGUAAAUGUCUUGGAUCUCUAAAAUUAAAAAAAAAAAGACAAAAACACUUUACGAAAUUUCUAAAUGUGAAAUAAAUGUGUGUGUUGUAGUGUUAUUAGGCGUAAAAUGAACUAUUAAAUAUGGUUACUCAAUAAUAUGAGCGACUGCUGAUUUGCUCAUUUUGUGCGUUUUUGUAUAACCAUGAUCUCAUUUGCGGUAACCAUAUUUUGUAGUGUGUUAUAUAAAUAUUUGGCACUUUAAAAAAGGCACAUUUUUCUUAUUAUUGUAAUUGAAAAAUGGUUUGAAAACGUGUUGAAAUGGAUUUGUUGAGUACAUUAAUUUCAUAAUGAAAUAUAUUUGUUUCAUUAA
This is a messenger RNA of Zerene cesonia (dogface butterfly), 10632 nucleotides long. RefSeq lists its product as uncharacterized. The record is from RefSeq and is a predicted model, not a curated record. Lineage: Eukaryota; Metazoa; Arthropoda; Insecta; Lepidoptera; Pieridae. The transcript has 15 exons. Gene Ontology annotation, molecular function: protein binding. Gene Ontology annotation, biological process: regulation of transcription by RNA polymerase II. Gene Ontology annotation, cellular component: nucleus. Bases 312 to 4916 code for a protein of 1534 amino acids.